AGACAGGGAGCGGGCCGCGGUCUGUCUGCUGGAAAUAAACUGGGAAAUGAGAACAGCCUAGUUCAAAUGGUCCAGUCCGACGUUCCAUGCAUGAGAAAGCAGUUGAUCGUAGAAAUAUAAACAAGGAGCACAACAGCAACUUCAAGGCUGGAUAUGUUCCUAUUGAUGAAGAGAGACUGCAUAGGACAGGAUUGAGAGGUCGUAAAGGCAAUUUGGCCAUUUGUGUAAUUGUCCUUAUGUUUAUCCUCGCAGUGAUUAAUUUAAUUAUUACACUUGUUAUCUGGGCAGUAAUUCGCAUUGGGCCCAAUGGCUGUGAUAGUAUGGAGUUUCACGAGGAAGGGUUGCUACGGUUCAAACAGGAAUCUGACAUGGGAGUGGUAUAUCCCAUGCACAAGAGUACUGUAGGAGGCAGAAGAGAUGAAGACUUGUUGAUCACUGGCAAUAAUCAACCAGUGGUGUUUCAGCAGGGAACAACCAAGCUCCGUGUAGACAAAGAUAAAACCUCCAUCACUAGUGAUAUUGGAAUGUCGUUUGUUGAUCCCCGGACCCAGAAGACUGUGUUUAGCACUGACUAUGAUACUCAUGAGUUUCAUUUACCCAAAGGUGUGAAGACACUGAACGUACAAAAGGCAUCCACAGAGAGGGUAACAAGCAAUCAUAGCACAGAUCUUCAGAUUCGUGCUGGUGACCGUGUGAUUGUGCGUGGGAAUGAAGGAGUCUUUAUCAUGGGCAAAACCAUUGAAUUUCGCAUGAGAGGUGAUAUGGAUCUCAAGGCUGUAAACAGUAUUAUUCUUAAUGGCACAGUGAUGAUUAAUACAUCACGGCUUCCAAGUCCAUCAACAGGAGAAUUCCUAGUAGAUGAUGGGUGGGAGCGCUAUAAACUCUGUAUGUGUGCAGAUGGAACACUCUUCAGAGUCCUGGUGAAAAACAGAAAUACAGGUUGUCAAACAUCUAACAAUCCCUGUGGAAUCAUUCACUGAAGAUGAAAGCAUACCAUGUACUGAGAAAUGAAGGGAUUGAUGAUAGUAUACUAACAUUCAUCUCUCAAAGAAAAUUUGAAGCCAGUUUAAUAUAAAAUAGUCAGUAUUCAUUUAUUUUAGUUACUGUCCCUUGUAACCAAAGUGCCUGAUUUAUUUUACCCAUUACAAAAAGAUACAAGAGUUGCAUAGUUUAGCAGCAGUUUGAACAAUGGCCUUUUGUUACAAACAAGAAAUAUUCAGGAAAUAAUCAAACUGGCAGGAAAAGUCCAUAGUACAGUAGAUAGAGUUGAGAAAAAUAACAUUGCAUAAAAUUAAUUAUGGUUGAGAACCAUUAAAAGUUCUACUCCAACUCAAAACAUUCUUAUACCAUUGUCAGUCAACAAAAAUUUAAAUACAUUAAUAUUGACAAUGCUUUCAAAAUAUAAAACUAGCUCCACUUCAUAUUUUUAAAGUUUGGAAACGAGCAUCAUGCAUUGACUUUAUAAAAUCCAUAAUAAAGUAAGUAGUUUAUAAUAAUUGUGGAAUUGGACUAGGAUUUACCCUUUUCCAAGACAUGUAAGUGAGCAAUACCAUUGCUUUGAAAGGUUAGAAGUGAACUUAUCUUUAAUACGUAGUAAACAUUGUCAAAAACCUAUGCAUCAGUACCUCUCGAUCAAAUGGUAAAUCUAUAGGGAAUCUAAUUUUAUCAUCCUAUCUGGAAGGGAGUAUAUAUUAUGCAUCUAAUUUUGCUAGUUUUCAAUGUACUUUACGAUCACUAUCACAAAUCCCAGGGUACAACAUUAGGGUUAUAAUUGAGGAGACCUAUGAUUCUAGUCCUAUUCAUUUUAACAAAGGAGAAUCACAAGCUUGCAAUUGCACAGCAGAAAAUUGUGAACACUUAUUUUCACACAUUUAAUUCUGGAAGCAAAAGAGGAAUACAGUGAACAAAAAAAAAAAUUGACAUUUGACUCAAUUUUGGGGAAGGUUGACAAUAAUUCCUUUGAAAAUGUGAACAAAAUUGAGUAAAAAUGGUUUUCGAACUACAUUCUAAUUUCUUUUCAAUUACUUUUACGCUUUGUAAACAGUGAUCUCUUUUUAACAUGUUUCUGACGUUUAUUUUAAGUGAUUGGAAAACUCAACUAGUUGAAAGCUUGAAUGUGGUUGUUAUUUUGCAUUUUUGGGGCAUAUUUUAAGUUGAGCUAAACAAAUGUCUAACCUUUAAAGCACACUUUUGACUUUUGGUUUAUCUUUGUAUUUCACCAACUACAAAAUAUUUUGUUAGCAAAGAAAAUGACAAACAGUUUAGAUGCCAAGUUAAAUUUUUUUUGAUGGCUUUCCAAAUUAAAAUUCAAAAUAAGGCUUGCUUGAGACAUUUUGAAAGAGUAACAUUUGUGACUAAAACUGGCAUUUGGAGAGACUGUUCAUUAAUAGCUAGUUACUUAUAGUGUGAAUACAAAGGUAAUUAAACUUCACUGCACCAUCUAACAGUGAUAUUUUAUUUAUUGAAGUUAGUUUUUUUGUAAAAACAGUGGAAAAUGAAAACUAGCAAAAUCAAAUUGAAGGAUGAGAUUUAGUGCUAUUGUUACUAAAGGACACAGGCUUAAGAAGUUGGUCAAGAUAUUUUGGAAUAGUGUCAUCCUGGUGUCCAUGUUGGACCUCAUCUGUGUAAAUGACUUAAUUCAUACUGCAUUCAAGCUGGGAACUUGAAGUUACACCUAACCAAUAUGAACAAGCAAGAAUGGCAAAAUGGGAACUAUAUGCUGAUCAAAUUUUGUUUAUGCACCUGCACAAUGAAAGUGUUAUUUUCAGAGUAGAUGUAAUUUUUUUGGAAAAAGUCACAAAACAGAUUAGUGUCCCUAUGGCCGAGUCUCAACAAGUGUCCAUUUUUAACAAAAAAAAUUAAGUCACUAAACUCAAGUUUGCAUUUUGUUUUAAGCAAAUGUAUUUUAGGCUUUGAGCUUGCUUGUUGAUUAGACAGCUAAUGUAGUAAAGAGUUACGAUUUAGGAAUCACUCCUGAGCAUUGCUGAACAAAAGAGACCGGUUACCAAAGCGCUUCAUCUUCCACUCAAGACCAAGACAUGAAACAGUAUCAACGGUUUGUAUUACUGGGGUAAAAAGAUGCUGAUUGGUUGGCACACUACUACAGCUGCUUAAGUGUAAUUAUUAUGAAGUAGAUACUUUGUUUUGGGUUUAGGAAGAUUACAGUCCUUGGGUGCAUAUUGGAUAGUUGAAAAUAUGCUGUAUCAUUUGACCCAAUCACUGGAAUUUGUAGCCUACAUAUUGAAUGUAUUGUCAACAUGCUGUUUCUGGUAUGAAUUGUGACCACUUUAAAUUGGACAUUCUUGCAUUUGUCUGGAGUGCAAGAUUAAAAACUUCAACAGUAAGUCACUUUUAUUUAAUUCAUUCAUGGAAUGUGGGUACCUCUGGCUAAAUCAGCAUUUAUUAAUUACCCUCUAGACAGUUAGGGAUAAGUAAGAGUCAGCUGCUUUGCUGUUGGUCUGGAGACACAGACCAGGUCAAGAUGAUAGCUAAGGAGUAAAUUACUGCUGAUGCUGAAAUCUGAACUGAAACAAAACAAUGCUGGAGAUCAGUGGAUCAGGCAGCAUACAUGGAGAGAAAAGCAAGCUAACCCUAAAGGAUAUUUUGAGGGCUUUUUUUCUGAUAGUCAACUCAUAGUCAUCAUUAGACUCUAACUUCCAGAUUUUUAUUGAAUUCAAAUUCCACCAUUUGCCCUGGUGGGAUUCAGAUGAGUGUCCCUACAUCAUUACCCUAGAUUCUCUGGAUUCACAGUCUGGUGAUAACACCAGUAGGCUGUCACCAUUCCUUUAAGCAGUAUUCAAUUCAUGUGCUACUGACUAUAUUCCAGAGUAUCUCCUCUUCAGUAUUGCAUAUGUAUUAAAUAAAUAUAGCUUUAAUGGUGCUUCUUUACUAUUCCCCUCUCAUAGACCAGUUUUACACUGAACAUGGUCAUAUUCAGAAACUAGUAGAAUAAUAAUCAGCUGUAACUUCUGUUAUUGAUACCAAGUGCUCAAAAGUAGCUGAUUAUUAUAAAAAGUUAAGACUUAAUAGAUCAAAUGUUUGAUCAUACUUCCAGCUAUUUAUGUAUCCAACUUAAAAGUGACAUUAAAUGUUGCAUGAUGCAAGGAAUUCAAUUUUAAACAGUGACAGAUGGAUUGCAGUUAGUGCUUAAAUUUACCACAUACCCAACUUUUUCUGCAAAUACAGCAAUAUUUUUUCAGAAGUUAAGACAAAGUUUGAACAUCACUGCCUCUUCAGUCUUUUGAAAUAGUUUUUAACUUGACCUUUCCUCCUUUUUCUCAAGAUGUUGGGAGCUGAAUUGAAUGACUAAUUAAUUAAGCAAAAUGUUUAUUUUAUUCAUAUUUCUGCAUCACCCUUUUUCAAAUGCUUGUAAAACAAUAAUACAUUUUUGAAGUUUGCUGAUUUUUAAGCAUGCUGAACUACAAGUUUUCAAUGUCAUCCACUAAGGCAAAUUUGUUUGACUGCUGUUCCUUCUCGGUCUUUACGACCUUUUAUGAAUGUACUUAA
Molecule: messenger RNA, 4506 nt
Organism: Hemiscyllium ocellatum (epaulette shark)
Lineage: Eukaryota; Metazoa; Chordata; Chondrichthyes; Orectolobiformes; Hemiscylliidae
Gene: sgcb
Product: sarcoglycan, beta (dystrophin-associated glycoprotein)
Exons: 6
Coding region: 87-980 (297 amino acids)
Biological process (GO): muscle organ development
Cellular component (GO): sarcoglycan complex; sarcolemma
Source: RefSeq, a predicted model, not a curated record